AGGCUAAACAGAACAAAACAAAACAAAACAAAAAAGGAAGAAGCAAAAAAAAAUUAGUAUGGAAGGAAGCAACGAAACAUGCGUUUACAAGAAUCCAGACGCGCCAGUGGAGGCGCGUGUAAUGGACCUUCUCUCUCGUAUGACUCUACCGGAAAAGUUCGGCCAGAUGACUCAGAUCGAACGUGUCGUCACUACUCAUCCCGUCAUUACAGAUUACUUCAUCGGUAGUGUACUAAACGGUGGAGGGAGUUGGCCGUUCGAGGACGCCUUGACGUCGGAUUGGGCUGAUAUGAUCGACGGCUACCAAAACGCAGCGUUAGCUACGCGUUUGGGUAUCCCAAUCAUCUAUGGCAUUGACGCCGUCCACGGCAACAACAACGUCUACGAAGCCACCAUCUUUCCCCACAACAUCGGCCUCGGAGCCACCAGAGAUGCAGAUUUGAUCAGAAGAAUCGGAGCUGCAACAGCACUUGAAGUUAGAGCUUGUGGCGCUCAUUGGGCGUUUGCUCCAUGUGUAGCCGCUUUGAGAGAUCCGAGAUGGGGAAGAUCCUAUGAGAGUUACAGUGAAGAUACUGACAUUAUUUGCGAGUUGAGUACUCUUGUCUCUGGCCUACAAGGCGAGCCACCCAAAGAACAUCCCAAUGGUUAUCCAUUUCAUGCAGGAAGGUAUAUUACAUAUAUACUUCUAGCUGGAUUAGUGUCAGUAAUUGGUUUGAAAUCAUUUCUCAAGGAAUUGUUUACNGUGUCGUCACUACUCAUCCCUUCCAAAACUUUUUUGGNAUAUUUGAAUUGUCUUGCUCAGGGAGUCUCUACGGUUAUGGCAUCUUACACUAGUUGGAACGGAAGUAAACUCCAUUCCAACUAUUUCCUCUUAACCGAACUUCUCAAACAGAAACUUGGUUUCAAGGGGUUUAUCAUUUCAGACUGGGAAGCUUUGGAACGGCUUAGUGAGCCAUUCGGUUCAAACUACCGCAACUGCGUCAAAAUCUCAGUUAAUGCUGGAGUCGACAUGGUGAUGGUGCCUUUCCAGUAUCAACAGUUUAUAAAGGACCUCACUGAUCUGGUGGAGUCAGGGGAAGUAACGAUGUCUCGGAUCGAUGACGCUGUUGAGAGAAUACUCAGAGUGAAGUUUGUUGCGGGUCUUUUCGAGCAUCCUCUCACGGACCGCUCUUUAUUGAGUACUGUUGGCUGCAUGGAACAUAGAGAAAUAGCGCGUGAAUCGGUUAGAAAGUCUUUAGUUCUCCUAAAGAAUGGAAAAGAAUCUGAGAAGCCAUUUCUGCCUUUAGAUCGUAAUGCCAAGAGGAUUCUGGUCACUGGAACUCACGCUGACGAUCUUGGAUAUCAGUGCGGAGGAUGGACAAAGGCAUGGUUCGGUCUAAGCGGCAGGAUCACAAUCGGGACAACGCUUUUGGAUGCCAUUAAAGAAGUAGUUGGAAAAAACACCGAAGUGAUUUACGAGAAGACUCCUUCUGAAGAAACCUUAGCCUCGGGUCAAGGCUUCUCCUAUGCCAUUGUUGCGGUGGGGGAACCUCCCUACGCAGAGACAUUGGGAGAUAACUCGGAACUCACAGUGCCCUUAAACGGUAACGACAUUAUAACUGCGGUUGCAGAGAAAAUACCCACUUUAGUGGUCUUGUUUUCUGGACGGCCAUUGGUUCUUGAGCCACUGGUUCUUGAAAAGACUGAGGCUUUGGUUGCUGCUUGGCUUCCUGGAACCGAAGGGAAAGGGAUGACUGAUGUCAUUUUUGGAGAUUAUGACUUCGAGGGGAAGUUACCAGUGAGCUGGUUCAGAAGCGUUGACCAGUUGCCGUUAACCGCUGAUGCCAAUUCGAAUCCAUUGUUUCCACUUGGUUUCGGUCUGAACUACCAUUCGGCCGAGAAUUAAAAUCCGGUCUGUUGAAAUGUGUGCAAGCGUGAAAUUUAUUUGAUAUGAUGGGAGUAUGAGUGGCGUUUGUAAAUUUCUAUUUUAAAAUAAUUCAGAGCAAAUGCAUGGAGUGAUGCUUCUGUCAUUGUCUUUGCUUUCUUGUUCGACAAGAAACUGUUGUACAAAUUUCCUAUUUGUCUUGUUUUUUUCCUUUGCAAUAAAUGGACACUGGAUUUACGGGUA
Molecule: messenger RNA, 2107 nt
Organism: Camelina sativa (false flax)
Lineage: Eukaryota; Viridiplantae; Streptophyta; Magnoliopsida; Brassicales; Brassicaceae
Source: RefSeq, a predicted model, not a curated record